Molecule: messenger RNA, 1734 nt
Organism: Spea bombifrons (plains spadefoot toad)
Lineage: Eukaryota; Metazoa; Chordata; Amphibia; Anura; Pelobatidae
Gene: PDP2
Product: pyruvate dehydrogenase phosphatase catalytic subunit 2
Exons: 2
Coding region: 120-1718 (532 amino acids)
Biological process (GO): protein dephosphorylation
Molecular function (GO): protein serine/threonine phosphatase activity; cation binding
Source: RefSeq, a predicted model, not a curated record
GGACUGGGCAGGCUACGCAGGCCUUAGCUCUCCAUCUUGGCGGAACAGCUGGACCGGGGCGUACUGGGUUUUAUUCCGUUUCUGAAGAUCGACGGCGACUCCCGAGAAGCGUCUCGCUUAUGAUGUCAAAAACCGUCUCCAGGUGGAUUCUGGUCUCGGUGAAGAACGGCUUUCCGCUGGGCAGAAGAGAGCGGCGCGGCUAUUCCAAAUGUGUCCUGAACAGAGGUCCGGAUAAACGUGGAGCACACGCUCAUAAAGCAGUCACUCAGACCUGUUUGUGUUACCCGAUAUACCAGACUUCCAAGGCCUUGAGGUGCACCUCAACCGAAGAAGAUGUGCACUUUCAGCUACACCCUUCCCAAAUCAACUACGCGCUUCGGGCCAACGAAAUGUCCUACAAGCUUCCGGAGCCCGAUGGGAAGGGCCGCAGCACCAUCUUAAAGUUUGAAAGCAACCAGUUGGCUUCGAACACUCCUUGCGAGGACCGCCGGAGCGCGGCGACGUGCCUGCAAGCCAAGGGUCACAUGUUUGGGGUGUUCGAUGGCCACGCCGGCUCGGCAUGCGCCCAGUCCAUUAGCGAACGUCUCUUUUACUACAUAGCCGUGUCCCUCAUGUCCCAAGAAACUUUAGAGGAGAUGGAGUUUGCCAGGGAGCACCUGAAGCCCGUUCUUCCCAUCCUCCAGUGGCACAAGCAUAAGAAUGACUCCGUGUACAGAGAGGUGGCCUCGCUCUACGUGGACCAUCUGCGGGUCUACUGGCAGGAGUUGCUCAAUCUGGAUAAUGAAUCUGGAAUGAAGGUUGCCGAUGCCUUGUCUUAUUCCUUCCAGAGACUGGACUCGGACAUUUCCCUGGAGGCUCAGGUACCGGCGGAAAGCGAGCUGGUGAGGAACCUCACGCUGCAGAUCGCAUUUUCGGGGGCGACAGCAUGUGUGUCGCACAUCGACGGCAUCCACCUGCACGUGGCCAACGCCGGAGACAGCCGAGCCAUCUUGGGCGUUCAGGAUGACAACGGGAACUGGUCCGCCGUUCCGCUGACCGCCGAUCACGAUGCUUUCAACAAUUCCGAGCUUCGAAGAAUAAAAUCGGAGCACCCAGCGUCCGAGGAGGAGACGGUCGUGAGCGAAAACCGUUUGCUGGGGAUCCUUAUGCCCUUUAGAGCGUUCGGAGAUGUCCGGUUUAAGUGGAGUCAGGAGCUCCAGAAAAGUGUUUUACAAAAUGCUUGUGACUCGGAACCUUUAAAUAUUUAUCAGUAUUCCCCGUCCAAUUACCAUACCCCUCCGUACUUAACCGCCGCGCCCGAGAUUACCUACCACAAGCUGAGAACUCAGGAUAAGUUCCUCGUCAUGGCUUCCGACGGCCUUUGGGACAUGUUGGAGAACCAGGAGGUGGUGAACCUCGUAGCAGAACACCUUUCUGAGGUACGUUUGCAGGAGCCGGAGGUGUCGGUGGAGAAGCGGAGUUUGGGAUACAUGCAUAGUCUUCUGCUGAAGAGACGCUCUCGGGGAUUUCAUCUUCAAGACCAGAACGUGGCCACCCAUCUGAUCAGACACGCCAUCGGCAGCAACGAGCACGGUGACAUCGACCAGGAGAAGCUGGCGGCCAUGCUAAGCUUACCGGAGGACUUAUCUCGGAUGUACAGGGAUGAUAUAACCGUUACGGUCAUAUUCUUUAACUCUAGCGCUGUUGAAAUGCACUACAAGGAGAAUGAGGGUGCGUGAGGACCGCCGUCAAUGG